UUCAGUUUCAGUGUAGCCACCGUUCGGAGAGCACGCGAUCCGAUCCCCGCACCAAAUUCUCAUCUCCGUAUCCCCAAGAUGUCCCUAGUGCGAUUGAUCGGAGCUGAGGCCCGCCAUCUGGCAAAGAGGUCCUACUCCUCAGCCGCUCCCACCACCAAGCUCUUCAUCGACGGCAAGUUCGUUGAGUCGAAGACGAACGAAUGGAUUGAUGUGCACGAUCCAGCCACCAACCAAGUGGUCACCCGCGUGCCCAAGGCCACACAGGCGGAGAUGCAGGCGGCCCUUGAGUCGAACAAGAAGGCUUUCCGCUCGUGGAGCAACCAGUCGGUCCUCACCCGCCAGCAGGUGAUGUUCAAGCUGCAGGCUCUCAUCAAGGAGAACAUGGGCGAGCUGGCCAAGAACAUUACCAAGGAGCAGGGCAAAACCUUGGCCGACGCAGAGGGCGACGUGCUCCGCGGCCUUCAGGUGGUGGAACAUUGCUGCAGCAUCCCAUCUCUGCAGAUGGGCGAAACAGUAGCCAACGUGGCCAGGGACAUGGAUACGUACUCACUGGUGCUGCCCCUCGGAGUAACCGCUGGAGUUGCGCCGUUCAAUUUCCCGGCCAUGAUACCGCUGUGGAUGUUCCCGGUGGCCAUCACCACCGGUAACACUAUGCUGCUGAAGCCAUCGGAACGUGUGCCUGGUGCAACCAUGUUGCUGAUGGAGCUUCUUAACGAAGCUGGCUGUCCGCCGGGUGUCGUCAACGUAAUCCAUGGCCAACAUGACGCUGUGAACUUCAUCUGCGAUGCUCCCGAAAUUAAGGCAGUGUCCUUUGUGGGCUCAGACCAGGCAGGCAAGUACAUUUACGAGCGGGCUGGCAAGAAUGGCAAGCGGGUGCAAUCCAAUAUGGGCGCUAAGAACCACGGCAUCAUCUUGGGCGAUGCCAACAAGGAGAAUACUUUGAACCAGUUGGCAGGUGCCGCCUUUGGAGCUGCUGGUCAGCGUUGCAUGGCCUUGUCCACGGCUGUCUUUGUCGGCGACGCCCAGGCAUGGAUUCCCGAUCUGGUGGAGCGUGCCCAGAAGCUGAAGGUAAAUGCCGGCCAUGUGCCUGGAACUGACGUGGGACCCGUGAUCAGUGCUGCCUCACGCCAACGCAUUAAUGACCUGAUUGAGUCUGGGGUCAAAGAGGGAGCUAAGCUCAUCCUGGACGGCAGGAAGAUAACCGUGCCCGGUUACGAGGAUGGAUACUUUGUGGGACCAACCAUCCUAAGCGAUGUUACGCCCAGCAUGAAGUGCUACACUGAGGAGAUCUUUGGCCCUGUGCUGGUCAUCCUGAAGGCUGACACCCUGGACGAUGCCAUUGGCAUUGUAAAUGCCAAUCCUUAUGGAAAUGGUACCGCCGUCUUCACUACCAAUGGAGCGGCAGCCCGCAAGUUUGUCAACGAAAUCGAUGCCGGUCAGGUUGGCGUGAAUGUGCCAAUUCCCGUGCCCCUGCCCAUGUUCUCCUUUACCGGAACUCGUGGCUCUUUCCGCGGCGACCAUCACUUCUAUGGCAAACAGGGUAUCAAAUUCUACACCCAGACGAAGACGGUAACUCAGUUGUGGCGCGAAACGGAUGUGACCCACACCCAAGCGGCUGUGGCCAUGCCCACAAUGAAAUAGGCAGAACCUGAAAAGAUUCUGGAGAAGAUUCAGAUGAAAUGUUCCACGUAUUGAAUUUCUGGAUGCUUGCACACAGGACGUAUUUAGAAACUAGAUACAAAGAAAUUAUUGCAUUUAUUUUUGUGCCUGUUUAUUAGAUUUAAGACGAUUAGAUUCAAGUGUAGCUUGAAAAUAAUGAUUGUAAAUGAUAAAAAUAAAACGAUUAUUAAAGUA
Molecule: messenger RNA, 1854 nt
Organism: Drosophila mauritiana
Lineage: Eukaryota; Metazoa; Arthropoda; Insecta; Diptera; Drosophilidae
Product: probable methylmalonate-semialdehyde dehydrogenase [acylating], mitochondrial
Exons: 2
Coding region: 79-1641 (520 amino acids)
Biological process (GO): L-valine catabolic process; thymine catabolic process
Cellular component (GO): mitochondrion
Molecular function (GO): malonate-semialdehyde dehydrogenase (acetylating, [NAD(P)+]) activity; methylmalonate-semialdehyde dehydrogenase (acylating, NAD+) activity
Source: RefSeq, a predicted model, not a curated record